AUGGAAAACCCAAGUCUUCAUCGCCAUGUAGUUGGUAAGCUUAACUAUUUGACAAACACCAGACCUGACCUCGCAUUUGAUGUUCUAUCACUCAGUCAAUACAUGCAAAGGCCUUGUCUUUCCCAUUAUUCUGCUGCUCAACGUGUGUUAAGAUACCUCCGCACAGAUCCCUUACAAGGAGUUCUUCUAUCUUCACACCCCUCUUUUGAUUUGCUGGCCUUUUGCGAUGCUGAUUGGGCAACAUGUCGCGAUUCUAGACGCUCAAUGAGUGGAUUCUUCAUUACCCUUGGAGGUGCACCUAUUUCCUGGAAAUCCAAAAAGCAGGCUUCCAUUACUUUGUCAUCUGCCGAAGCAAUUCCUUUCUGGUUUAAUAUCUCUCUCUUUUUUGUUCCAUCCGACUGUCAGCUCGCCGAUUUGUUCACCAAACCCUUAUCUGGGGGUUCUCAUCGGCAUAUUCUGAGCAAGUUGGGGGUCUAUUCUCUCCCCUCCAUCUUGAGGGGGGAUGUUGAAGAUAAGAACCCCCGUGUUGAUUCAAAGAAUGAUUCACAGAAUAGUGAAGAAGUAAGAGAGAAGAAGAAGUGA
Molecule: messenger RNA, 582 nt
Organism: Nicotiana tabacum (common tobacco)
Lineage: Eukaryota; Viridiplantae; Streptophyta; Magnoliopsida; Solanales; Solanaceae
Product: secreted RxLR effector protein 161-like
Source: RefSeq, a predicted model, not a curated record